AAGUGUUUGACACCACGCCUCACAUGGGAUGCAACCCACUCCAGGCCUGUUGGCUAACAUCGAUACAGUAGAUAACUAAUGAUACUGAACGUGUUUGUGUCUCCUCACUGCUGUAACAACCUAUUUCAACCUGCGUCAGGAAAUAAUAAGGCUUCACUGAACCAACCAUGUGAAAGGGAGACAGACUGUCCCACAGAAAACCAGGAGGUUUUCAGUUCAUCUACAACAGAAAUUCCAAGCCUCCUGAGACCAGGUGUCACCGAGGUUUUUUUUUUGUCAAGCCAGAUUGAAACAAUCCCCAAAGGAGCCUUUGUUAAAAACCCACAGCUUGAAAAGCUGGAGUUACUGUCCACCACCACGACAUCUAUAGAACCGGGAGCUUUUGAAGGUUUGGUAGACCUCAAGCAUAUUGAGAUCUCAAGCACUCCAUUAACGUGGAUCCCAGUGGGAGUCUUUAAAGACCUCAGCAACCUAGAGAAGAUUAUCCUAAAGUUUAACAAGCUCCGUAGUCUGGAAAAAGGCUUGUUUGAUGGCCUUGACAAAUUAACAGAGCUCCAGUUACAUGGGAACGACAUUGGAUCGAUUGAAGAUGGGACAUUUGAUGGCCUGGAGAACCUCUUGGUGCUUCAUUUGGCUAAAAACAAUCUCUCUGCUGUAUCAACCCACUGGUUUUCAAAUUUGAAUAAACUGCAGACACUACGACUUUACGACAAUCAGCUGACCUCGGUUCCUGAAGACAUUUUCCAGAAUUUGCCAAACUUGAAAGAAAUUGCCUUGCAUGGAAACAAAAUAGCAGAAUUGUCACCUAAUCUAUUUCCACAUAAAGAAAAACUCAAUAAACUGCUUCUGGAGAAUAAUCUUCUUACAGGUUUGCCUGAAGGAUUCUUCGUUGGCUUCCCUCAGCUUAAAACGCUGACCUUACAGAAAAAUAAACUGACAAGUCUACCACCUGCGCUUUUUGGAGAAAUGCCUAAAUUGACAGAUUUGAGCCUCAGUCAAAACAGUCUUAGCACUAUUCCUAAAGGAGUAUUUAGCCCUCUGAAGAAACUCAAGAAGUUAGAUCUGUCUAAAAAUCAGUUUGUAAAGGUGUAUGCUGAGUACUUUGAAGGCCCUGAGAAGCUGGUAGAUCUGAAUCUACAAAACAACAAGAUAAAGUCGCUGGACGCAGAUCUGUUUGAAAAGCUACAAUCGGUGGUCACACUCAGGCUGGCUCACAAUGACCUCCAUACUCUUCCAGAGGAUAUUUUUGAGCCUUUAUUAAAACUGAAGAAACUUUACCUCAGUGACAACCCGUGGCGAUGUGACUGUAAUCUGAUUCCUCUUCACCUCUGGAUAAAAGCAAACUCUGACAAGAUUGUGUCUGCUGCUGUCUGUGAGUAUCCAGAACAUCUAAAAGGGCAGAAUAUUAAAUCAUUAACAGAGGAUCAAUUUAUUUGCCCCCACCCUUCCCCCCACACCACGGCAUUUCCAACUACAGAACCAACAACCAUCGUUACUACCACAACACCAAUUCUAACAACACCUACCACCACUUUUACCAACCACCACUCCCCCCACUAAACUCCCAACGACAGAAAAACUAGCACAACACCAACAACCACCUUU
This is a messenger RNA of Notothenia coriiceps (black rockcod), 1605 nucleotides long. RefSeq names its product carboxypeptidase N subunit 2-like. Gene Ontology annotation, molecular function: protein binding. Gene Ontology annotation, cellular component: plasma membrane; extracellular matrix. NCBI's taxonomy places the organism in Eukaryota, Metazoa, Chordata, Actinopteri, Perciformes, Nototheniidae. Bases 79 to 1560 code for a protein of 493 amino acids. The transcript is spliced from 2 exons. The record is from RefSeq and is a predicted model, not a curated record.